Molecule: messenger RNA, 2227 nt
Organism: Pelobates fuscus (common spadefoot toad)
Lineage: Eukaryota; Metazoa; Chordata; Amphibia; Anura; Pelobatidae
Gene: FKBP10
Product: FKBP prolyl isomerase 10
Exons: 10
Coding region: 79-1839 (586 amino acids)
Cellular component (GO): endoplasmic reticulum
Molecular function (GO): peptidyl-prolyl cis-trans isomerase activity; calcium ion binding
Source: RefSeq, a predicted model, not a curated record
AGACAGCUAAAUUCUGAGCCUGAAGCCCCACAAUCCACGUUAACAAAAAUUCCUUUAUAACCAGGGUUUUGGCACACAAUGAAGGAACAGUUGAGAGGACUCUGCAGCAGGAGUGUACAGUGGGACUGCAGCACAGCCAGCAAAAUGAUCUUCAAAAGUCUUAUACUUUGGGUGCACUUUUUAAUCCUGUAUGUGUCCUGUGAUUCAGGACCCCUGGAAGAUAUUGUCAUAGACCGUUAUGACAUCCCCAAAAUAUGUCCCAGAGAAGCACAAAUGGGAGAUUUUGUCAGAUAUCAUUACAACGGGACUUUUAAAGAUGGCCAGAAAUUUGACUCCAGCUACGAUAGAGGAUUGGCAGUUGCUGGAUAUGUUGGUGUCGGAAGGCUGAUCACGGGACUGGACAGGGGGAUUCUGGGUAUGUGCGUGAACGAGAGACGAAAAUUGAUCGUACCGCCACACUUGGGAUAUGGCAGCAUAGGCGUGCCUGGGAUGAUUCCCGCUGAUGCCACGUUAUUCUUUGACAUUAUCUUGGUUGACAUAUGGAACAAGAAUGACGAGGUGCAAACUACAACCCUAGAAAAGCCCAACGACUGCAACAGGACCGUGCAGGACUCUGACUUUGUGAGAUAUCAUUAUAAUGGCACUCUUCUGGAUGGAACAUUCUUUGACUCCAGUUACAGUAGAUCAUCUACGUAUAAUACGUACGUGGGAUCAGGUUGGCUGAUUAAGGGCAUGGAUCAAGGUUUGAUUGGAAUGUGCUCUGGAGAGAGAAGGAAAAUCAUCGUUCCACCAUUCCUAGGUUACGGAGAAAAGGGAUACGGAACGGUCAUACCACCACAGUCCUCUCUGGUGUUUUACGUCAUACUGAUAGACGUUCACAACCCCAAAGAUGGGAUCACUCUUAAGAACCAGGUCGUUCCCAAGAUUUGUAAUCGCAAGGCCGUCACAGGAGAUUAUGUCCGCUAUCAUUACAAUGGCACACUUAUGGAUGGAGUAUUAUUUGAUUCCAGUUAUUCCAGGAACAGUACAUAUAACACCUAUAUCGGCAUGGGGUACAUCAUUCAAGGCAUGGAUGCAGGUCUACAAGGUGUCUGUAUAGGGGAGAAGAGGAGAAUUAUUAUCCCACCACACUUGGGAUAUGGGGAGACUGGUGUAGCUAACAGUAUUCCUGGAUCAGCAGUGUUGGUUUUUGAUGUUCACAUUAUCGAUUUCCACAAUCCAAAGGACUCUGUGGAGAUAGAGGUCACGUACAAACCAGAAGUGUGCAAUAUUACCUCCAAAAAGGGUGACUACAUUAAGUAUCAUUACAACUGCUCUCUUUUGGAUGGGACUCUGCUCUUCUCAUCGCACGACUAUGAUAAUAUGCAACAAGUUACCCUUGGGAGAAACAAAGUUAUUGACGGUCUAGACACUGGUCUACAGGGAAUGUGUGUUGGAGAGCGAAGGACCGUCCGUGUCCCUCCACACUUGGCACACGGAGAAAGUGGAGCUCGUGGAGUACCAUCAAGUGCUGUGCUACAUUUCGAACUGGAACUGCUCCAUUUGGAAGAAGGUGUCCCAGAAGGAUAUCUGUUUGUCUGGUUAGAAGACACUCCUGAUAACCUUUUUGAAGCUAUGGACCUGGACAAGAAUGAAGAGGUUCCUUUGGAAGAGUUCUCGACCUUUCUCAAGACUCAAGCUUCUGAAGGGAAGGGACGUUUCGUGCCAGGAGUGGAACCUGAUCAGUCCAUUGAAGAUAUGUUUGUAAAUCAGGACAGAAAUAAGGAUGGGAAGAUAACUCCAGAUGAGUUAAAACUGAAGAACGAUGAAGAUGCAGGGAAUGUUCAUGAAGAACUUUAGACUGCUUUGGCCUGAUUGAGUAAGGAGGCCCCUUGAAGCCUAAGAAAGUCAGCCUAGUUGAUGAUGCGUCCAACUGAACCAUGGUGCCUUAUUCAUGCUAAAGCUCUGCACUGGGCUGGCUUCUGUUGCUGCUCCACCUUAUUACAGAAAGUGUCAAAUGCACCAUUUUUUUUUUUAACUUGUGUUGCAUCCACUGGCUGUGAAUAGGACAUGGCAGCUAUACAGAAUAUUAUCCACUACGGUGGAGAAAACAUGCUCCAAAAUUUUCUUUACAAAUUAGGAAAGUGCUUGUGGCUUGCAUUAUUCCUUUAGCAACUCAAUCAAAUUUUUAUUUUUAAAAUAUUUUUACCAAUACCCCACCUGGUUGUGUGCCCGUACCUUUAUUAUU